AUGACCAUCUCAUCAGUGCUUAAAAAACGCGUCCGGUACGCUCCCUACUUGGAGCGUCUGGUACAGCCCCAAGAGCUCGUGCCUCUGUUCCGCACUGGCCAGAACCUCGGCUGGUCCGGCUUCACAGGCGUCGGAGCGCCGAAGAUCGUGCCCCAGGUUCUGGCAGACCACGUCGCGACCAACAGCCUACAGGGCCAGCUUCGCUUCAACUUGUUUGUUGGCGCGAGCGCCGGCCCGGAGGAGUCGCGCUGGGCCGAGCUAGACAUGAUUUCCCGGCGCUCUCCGCACCAGGUCGGCAAACCGAUCUCACGCGCCAUCAAUGACGGCCGUAUCCAAUUCUUCGACAAGCAUCUAUCGAUGUUCCCACAAGACCUCACAUACGGCUUCUACACUAGGGAGAGGCCCGCCGGCGCGCCCAUCCUCGACUACGCCAUCAUUGAGGCUACCGCCAUCAAGGAGGACGGCUCCAUUGUGCCCGGCCCCAGUGUUGGCGCUUCUCCUGAGUUUGUAGCGGUCGCCGACAAGGUGAUUCUCGAAGUCAACACUGCCACCCCAUCGUUUGAAGGCAUGCACGAUAUCGACAUGCCCGUCAAUCCGCCACACCGUCCACCUUAUCCUUACAUGUCUGUUGAUCAGCGCAACGGCCUUGACUCUAUUCCAAUCGACCCGGCCAAGGUAGUCGCUAUUGUCGAGUCUAACCAGCGCGACAUUGUUCCACCCAACACUGAAGCGGACGACGCCUCGCGUGCGAUAGCCUCUCACCUCAUCGGAUUCCUAGAACACGAGGUAACAUGCGGUCGUUUGCCCGCCAACCUCCACCCUCUACAGUCUGGAAUUGGCAACAUCGCCAACGCCGUCAUCGAGGGUCUCUCUUCGGCUUCCUUCAAGAACCUCACGGUUUGGACCGAAGUCCUCCAGGACUCUUUCCUCGACCUUUUCGAGAACGGCUCUCUCGACUUCGCUACAGCAACCAGUAUCAGGCUCACAGAACCUGGUUUCCGCCGCUUCUUCGACAACUGGGACGAGUUCUCCAAGAAGCUAUGUCUGCGUUCGCAGGUUGUAUCGAACAAUCCAGAACUUAUCCGCCGCCUUGGUGUCAUCGCCAUGAAUACGCCGGUAGAAGUGGACAUCUAUGCACACGCAAACUCCACCAACGUUUCGGGCUCUCGUAUGCUGAAUGGUCUAGGUGGUUCUGCAGACUUCCUCAGAAACGCCAAGCUGUCUAUAAUGCACACACCUGCCGCGAGACCUUCCAAGACCGAUCCUACUGGUAUCUCGACUAUCGUCCCUAUGGCUUCUCACGUGGACCAGACUGAACACGAUUUGGACAUUGUAGUUACUGACCAGGGUUUGGCCGACCUCAGAGGGCUUUCCCCAACUGAAAGAGCGCGCGAGAUUAUCAAUCACUGUGCACACCCUGAUUACAAGCCUAUUCUAACGGACUACCUUGACAGAGCUGAGUUUUAUGCCCGUAAGCACAAGUGUCUGCACGAACCUCACAUUCUGAAGAAUGCCCAUAAGUUCCACAUUAAUUUGGCCGAAAAGGGUACCAUGAAAGUGGAUUCCUGGGAUUAA
Messenger RNA from Lachancea thermotolerans CBS 6340, 1575 nucleotides. RefSeq names its product acetyl-CoA hydrolase (gene ACH1). The coding region runs from base 1 to 1575 and encodes 524 amino acids. Gene Ontology annotation, molecular function: acetate CoA-transferase activity; acetyl-CoA hydrolase activity. Lineage: Eukaryota; Fungi; Ascomycota; Saccharomycetes; Saccharomycetales; Saccharomycetaceae. The record is from RefSeq and is a predicted model, not a curated record. Gene Ontology annotation, cellular component: mitochondrion. Gene Ontology annotation, biological process: acetate metabolic process. The transcript has a single exon.